Molecule: messenger RNA, 1805 nt
Organism: Funneliformis caledonium
Lineage: Eukaryota; Fungi; Glomeromycota; Glomeromycetes; Glomerales; Glomeraceae
Source: the annotation of a GenBank genome assembly
UACAAACACACCUUUAUCAAGAUGAUGAUGAGGUUUAUCCUACCGAAGUUGACCAAUAUAAUGGAGUAUACGGUGCAGAGCCCGUCGUAGAUAACUCUAUGUUGAUUGAAUCCCCUUCUACGUCGAAAGAAAUUUUGUUGAACUAUGAAGGUGAAGAUAGAGAUACUUUUGUACUCGUGCCUGGUUUUAGUCUUUUCAACACAUUAGAAAUCCCUUUGCCGGGUGGUAAAAGCGUGGUGAUCAACGAUUACUGGAGCGAUGUAAAAGAUAUUGUUGAAGAUCCUUUUAUCUCAAGUCCAAGUCCUCUAGGUUCUAUUCACGAUAGAGCUGUUGAACUUUAUUAUCAAAUUAAAGGGGGUCAAGUUGAUUACGGAUUACAACAUUCUCAUCAAUUUUGUCAUAAUCAAUUGGGAACAACGUAUGAAGGGUUUAUGCCUCUCUGGAAUCCAGAUAAUCCAAUUGUAUUAAUCGGUAAAGGUUAUGGUGCUACGACCGCACUUUAUCUCCAACAUUUGUUGUCGACAAAUUUCUUUGGGCAACAUACUUCAGGACGAAUGGUUAAGGCUGUCAUUUGUUUUUCCGCACCUCAUCGUGGGAGCAUUCUUCCAUAUUGGCUUGGACUUGAAGCAGGAUCGAAAUGUAUCGUUGACCCAUUCAGUCUUCUUCAAUUAUUCUUAUCAUUUAUCCACAUUGUUUGCUACUUCGCUUGCUUGGAACAACUUUUCUCAUUCCAAUUAAAUGAUAAAUGGAAUUUGAGGAGUAAACAAGAUGGUGGGGAACAAUCGAUAUGGAGUGCAAUAUCUGCACGAAGCAGAUUUGCAUAUUUUGGGGACAAUUUCUUGGUCGAUUGGUCAGUUGAAGGAGCAAGGAUGAGAUAUGCGGGAGAUGAAAAGGAUAAGCACCAUUUAGAUCCUGAUUGUGUUUACAUUAAUUAUAUAACAACGGGAUCUAGUUGGAGAUCAAAGGUAACAGGUCAUUAUUGGCCAAGAUUAACCUUCCGUAACUUCCCAACCGGCAUCAUCUCUAAAUUUCUCGGACAAUAUAAAAUGACAACAGACGUGGAACAACAUGUGUUACGUACAUCAUCAUCCGCAUUCUGGGAGAAUGACGGGACACUUUCAAUUCUUUCUCAGCAACCACCACCAAAUCAAAGAGUACAAAUGAAUAUUGUAAUUACGGAGAAACUUUUUGAUCCAGUCGAUCAUGAAUUAACUCCAGGUGCAUGGUAUAACGUUUACGUCGAAGAUCGUUCAAAUACAGUAUUAUUUGAUAAACCAUUUUUAACCAAUUUACCUGUAAUCGAAAAAAUGUUGGAAAUUAAUACUGUUAAGAGAUUUGGAGAAUUCCUUUCCAGCAAUACGGAUCAUUUUGAACAUUAUUAUAUUCAUUUGAUGGAAUUUGUUGAACGUCAAUUGUGUUGUUUAGGAUCAAAAUUAACGAUAAAAGGUGGUGAAAGCAGUAUGACUGACAUUGAAUAUGUUACAUCAGUAUCAAAUUCUUACAUGAUCAAUGCUACAACUGAUCGUAUUGAAAGACGCACAAGUGAUAAAGCUGGUGAAGAGUGGUGCAGACGAAUUGGUACUAUAGAAUUAAUGAAUAGUCCAAGUAGAAUGUUAUAUUAUAUUAACAGUUUACAAAAAUUAAAUGCGGCUGCUGAAAAUGGAGUUGUUGGAUCCCAAGAUUUGAUGCCACUUAAAGAUGCUGCUUCUUUCAUUCCAUCCGGUCCUAUGUUUAUUAAAGCUAGACAUAGAAUGACUACUGAAGAUUAUAGAACUAAAUACCAUGUUCAAAAUUUAACAAGAUAA